UGGGGGGGGGGGGAUGCGGUGUCUUCUCCCCUCCCUCCGUGGGUGCUGCCGUGUGGGGCAACACAGGGCUCCUCCCGGUGGGUGCUUCCGUGGUGGGAGGGGCGUGGAGGAGGGUCCCCCCCACACACACCCGUGGCGCAGGUGCCGGUGGCGGAGGGCAAGAGCGUGCAGCAGACGGUGGAGAUGCUCACCAGGAAGCUGGAGCUGCUGGGCGCGGAGAAGCAGGGGACGUUUUGCGUGGACUGCGAGACCUACCACACCGCUGCCUCCACCAUGGGCAACCAAGGGCAGACAGGCAAGCUGAUGUACGUGAUGCACAACUCCGAAUAUCCCCUCAGCUGUUUCGCUCUCUUUGAAAGUGGUCCCUGCCUGAUAGCAGAUGCCAACUUUGAUAUCCUUAUGGUGAAGCUGAAAGGCUUCUUCCAAAAUGCCAAGGCGAACAAGAUAGAGAGCCGGGGUACCCGCUACCAGUACUGUGACUUCUUGGUGAAGGUGGGCACAGUUACAAUGGGGCCCAGUGCCCGUGGAAUAUCUGUGGAGGUUGAGUACUGCCCUUGUGUGAUAGCCAAUGACUGCUGGAACCUGCUCAUGGAGUUCAUGCAGAGCUUCAUGGGGAGCCACACUCCUGGCAUCCCAUCCGUGUUCAGCACCAAGCACGACAGCAUCUACAGCCCAGCAGACACCAUGGUUCAGUACAUGGAGCUGUUCAACAAGAUCCGCAAGCAGCAGCAGGUGCCCGUGGCAGGAAUCAGGUGAAAGGGCUGCCUGAAGCUCUGUUUAAAGCAACUGCAUCCUCUUUCCUGCCUGCCCAUGUGGAUUAGGAGUCUCUCCAAAAAGCAACACUGGAGUCAGCCCAAGGUUUUGUUUGGUUGGAUUUUUGUGUUUGUUUUUAAUCUCUUUCUCCUGAUUUAAAGCAAAGGUCUUGAAUGCUAUGCGUAUUUCUUACAAUUCUCCUCUGUUUCUGAGCGUGUCUGUGAUCCACCCAUGGCGAUGAUGAUUCUAAGUGCAGUGCUUCAUGCAGGGGAUUAUUGUUUGCAUGCAGAAGGAGGAAAAGGGAGAAACUCCAGCCAAAUAUAUGCAAGGGUAGAGUUUCCUUGACUGUAAACUGCUACAGGAGAGAGAUUUUUAGAUAACCAUGUGAAAGCAUCUUGUUAUUUUUCACCAAAAUAAAAGCUGUAUUUUUGUGAGGA
Rhea pennata is the source of this 1190-nucleotide messenger RNA. It is a transcript of the gene MED20, whose product is annotated as mediator complex subunit 20. The coding region runs from base 184 to 756 and encodes 190 amino acids. The transcript has 4 exons. Lineage: Eukaryota; Metazoa; Chordata; Aves; Rheiformes; Rheidae. Gene Ontology annotation, molecular function: transcription coactivator activity. The record is from RefSeq and is a predicted model, not a curated record. Gene Ontology annotation, biological process: regulation of transcription by RNA polymerase II. Gene Ontology annotation, cellular component: mediator complex.